UAUACUCAAGAGUGGAUGGUAACGACAUCAUAAAAUUUUUAUUUUCCCACAAACACCCUCAAAAUGAUGUUAAAAUCUUCAGUUUUGUGCAUUUCAGUACUGCUCAUUGAGUCAAUAUCCUGCCAAUGCUUCGGCGGUCUUGAUGCCUUCGGAAUGGGUUAUGGCCCACUGGGAGGACCAUUCAGUCCAUCGUUGGGGCCUUCAAUAGGACCGGUUAUUGCUCCAGCAGCAGCCCCAAUUUUGGCUUCUAGCGGAGGCGGUUUCUCAGUCACAAGUGCUUCACCCAUCGCUCCUACAGGACUGUCAAUUCUUUCAGAGAACUUGGCCAUCGACGGUGGUUUAGCUGUUGGCGGUCAGCUACCAUUCCUAGGCACCGUUGCACUUGCAGGUGACUUCCCUACUGUAGGAGCUGGCGCUGUCUCUUACGGAUGUGGAGAUGGUGCCAUCGGCAUUAUAGCCGAGAGUCCUAUAGGACCCCUAGGUCCAGUAGGAGCUCCAGGUCUAGGAUACAGAUCUGGUUGUGGAAAUGGUGUUUGGUAUUAAUUUGUUUUUGUUCAGUUAUUGUUGUUUGUAAAAUAAAUAAAAAUAAUUGUUACUAAA
Molecule: messenger RNA, 600 nt
Organism: Manduca sexta (tobacco hornworm)
Lineage: Eukaryota; Metazoa; Arthropoda; Insecta; Lepidoptera; Sphingidae
Product: chorion class CB protein PC404
Exons: 2
Coding region: 64-543 (159 amino acids)
Biological process (GO): chorion-containing eggshell formation; multicellular organism development
Cellular component (GO): egg chorion
Molecular function (GO): structural constituent of egg chorion
Source: RefSeq, a predicted model, not a curated record